Messenger RNA from Ilex paraguariensis (yerba mate), 828 nucleotides. NCBI's taxonomy places the organism in Eukaryota, Viridiplantae, Streptophyta, Magnoliopsida, Aquifoliales, Aquifoliaceae. The record is from the annotation of a GenBank genome assembly.
UAACACUAUAAAAGAUAAACCCUAGCUCUCUAUCACUUCUCUCAAGCACGGAACCCUCGUUGGAGCUCUAGGUGAUCGGCGGGCCGCAGUAGCAGCAGCAGAACAGCGUAGUAGCCGCAGACAUGGAGACGGCAAGAACUGUGAAAGACGUUUCGCCUCAUGAGUUCGUCAAGGCCUAUGCCGCUCACCUCAAGCGCUCCGGCAAGAUUGAGCUUCCCCACUGGACUGAUAUUGUGAAGACUGCUACCUUCAAAGAGCUUGCCCCAUAUGACCCCGAUUGGUACUACAUCAGAGCUGCAUCUAUGGCAAGGAAAAUCUAUUUGAGAGGAGGACUUGGUGUUGGUGGUUUCCAGAGGAUCUAUGGUGGGCGCAAGAGGAAUGGUAGCCGACCACCCCAUUUCUGCAAGAGCAGUGGCUCCAUAGCUCGUCACAUACUUCAGCAAUUGCAGACUAUGAACAUAAUUGACUUUGAUUCAAAGGGUGGGAGGAAGAUCACAUCCAGUGGCCAGCGGGAUCUUGACCAAGUUGCUGGAAGGAUUGUGAUUGCUCCUUGAGAGUUGUGGAAUCAAGCCUUGCUAUGGAUACAUUAAGAUAGUUGUGAUUUGUUAUUUCCGUUGUUUGGAUCAAGUAGAUUUAAUUUGCUGUUACAUUAAUUUUCGGCUCUGCCUGAGACCCGCCUGUCAUGAACCAUGUCAUUUUUGACUGGGUAUGCUAGUUGUUUUUAACUGUCUAGUUUCUGAAAUUCGUUUCUAUAAAAUGAUGAUUCUGUUUGGUUUACUUGCUUUUUCAUCUGCAGAAACUGUCUUUAACUUUGGACUUGGUAUUUCU